Prunus persica (peach) is the source of this 6827-nucleotide messenger RNA. RefSeq lists its product as uncharacterized. Gene Ontology annotation, biological process: defense response; signal transduction. Gene Ontology annotation, molecular function: ADP binding; ATP hydrolysis activity. The transcript is spliced from 9 exons. The coding region runs from base 358 to 6486 and encodes 2042 amino acids. The record is from RefSeq and is a predicted model, not a curated record. NCBI's taxonomy places the organism in Eukaryota, Viridiplantae, Streptophyta, Magnoliopsida, Rosales, Rosaceae.
UAUUUACACGAGAAAAUCAAAGGAGCUCACUAAAAAAAAAAAUAUAAUUAGUUGUCAUCAUAUGAUAAUUCAGAGUUAGAGGCUGGACUAGGGUAUAUAACUAAAAUAAGAUGGCUGAAGCCUGCUGCUCUUUUGGCUGUUUGGCUAUAAAGUUCCAAAUCUUUUUGACUAAAAGAAUACUAACCUUGGAUUCUACUUAGACUAAUUAAUCAGGUUGAGCUGUGAGUAUUUAUUGUCUUAUAUUGCACUCUGUCAGAUCAGCUACCAAGCUAGUUGGUUCUGCAAACACUUGUAAGUACCUUGCAAAAGCUUCCAUUACCAGAUAACAGCGGGUUGGUUACUGAUUUAGUCACUCCAAUGGCCGAUCCCAUGACCACCCAAACCUCCUCAGCAUUGCCUCCUCCUCCGACUCGUCCACUGGAAUACGAGGUGUUCCUCAGUUUUCGAGGUUUUGACACUCGAAAAGGUUUUACUGACCAUUUGUACAAGGCUUUGAUUCGUAACGGAAUCCACACUUUCAGGGAUGAUGAACAACUGAAGAGUGGAAAACCCAUUUCAAGGGAACUCUUCAAAGCAAUUGAAGAAUCGAAAAUUUCAGUCAUCAUUCUUUCAACAAACUAUGCGACCUCCACAUGGUGUCUGGAUGAACUUGCGAAAAUGGUUGAACUGGCAGCAAACAAUGAUUCCAGAUUGAUUUUGCCCGUGUUCUACAACGUGACGCCAUCCGAAGUACGAGAGCAAACUGGAGAUCAUUUUAAAAAGGCAUUCGCUCAACAUGAUAAAGAUUUUGAAGGUGAGCCAGGAAAGGUGGCAAUGUGGAAGAACUCUCUCACUGCAAUAGCCAAACUCGAAGCCGAAGGAUUUGAUCUGACAAAUUUUAGAUACGAGACAGAUAUGAUUGAAAAGAUAGUUGAACGUAUUUUUGGUGUGUUGAUUAAAACAUUCUCAAAUGAUGAUUUAAAGGACUUUGUUGGAAUGGAUCGUGUAAAUGAAAUUAAAUCCAAAAUGAGUUUGUGUAUGGGUUCAGAAGAAGUUCGUGUAAUAGGGAUUUGUGGGAUGCCAGGGAUUGGUAAGAGUACUGUUGCAAAAGCUCUUUCUCAAAGAAUUCGCAGUCAAUUUGAUGCUAUCAGUUUCAUUUCUAAGGUUGGAGAGAUAUCUAAAAAAGAAGGCUUAUUUCAUAUCAAAGAACAACUUUGUGAUCACUUGUUGGAUAAGAAAGUAACCACAAAGGAUGUCGAUGAUGUGAUAUGUAAGAGAUUGCGUGACAAACGGGUGCUUAUAAUUCUUGACAAUGUGGAUGAAUUAGAACAAAUAGAAGCUAUAGCUGGAAGUGACAGUGCAGGCUUAUCCAAUCGGUUUGGUAAGGGAAGUAGAAUCAUCGUAACCACAACAGAUGAAAGGUUGUUGAUAGAUUAUAACCCAGAAAUAUACACAAUUGAGAAACUUACUCCGGAUCAAGCUCUUCUUCUCUUCUGUCGGAAAGCCCUCAAAACAGACCAUCCCACGGAUGCUUUUAAGAAGUUGUCUAACGAAUUUGUAGAUUACAUUGAUGGUCAUCCAUUGGCUCUUGAAGUUUUCGGUCACUCAUUAUGGAAAAGAGAAGAAGAUUAUUGGUCUACCAAAUUGAAGUCUUUAAAAGAUAAAGGCUACUCCGGUGAGAAGAAAAUUAUUGGUGUUCUUAAAGCAAGUUUUGAUGGAUUAGAGAAUCAAGAACAGCAGGACAUGUUUCUGGACACUGCAUGUUUCUUCAAAGGCGAGGAUGUAUGUCGUCUAGAAAAGAUAUUUGAAAGUUGUGGCUACUAUCCAGGCAUCAACAUAACCAUCCUUUGUGAGAAAUCUUUAGUAAGCAUCGUAGGGGGAAGAUUGUGGAUGCAUGAUUUACUACAGAAAAUGGGCAGAGGACUUGUUCUAGGAGAAUCCAAAAAGGAAGGAGAACGCAGCAGAUUGUGGCAUCAUACAGAUGCCCUUCCUGUACUGAAGAAAAACAAGGGGACAGAUGCUGUUCAAGGUAUUUUCCUAAGCUCGCCUCAGCCAGACAAAGUACACUUGAAGAAAGAUCCAUUCUCAAACAUGGACAAUCUAAGAUUGUUGAAGAUUUACAACGUGGAAUUUUCUGGAUGCCUUGAAUAUCUUUCAGAUGAGUUAAGCUUAUUGGAAUGGCACAAAUGUCCUUUAAAAUCUCUGCCUUCAAGUUUCGAACCCAACAAACUUGUUGAACUGAACUUGACUCGAAGCGAAAUUGAGGAAUUAUGGGAGGACAUUGAGAAACCCUUGGAAAAGCUGGCGGUAUUAAACCUUAGUGAUUGUCAAAAGUUGAUCAAGACCCCUGACUUCGAGAAAGUCCCAAACCUUGAGCAGCUAAUCCUUAAAGGUUGUACAAGCUUGUCUGCUGUUCCCGACGAUAUCAACUUGAGAUCUCUCACAAAUUUCAUUCUUUCGGGAUGUUCCAAACUCAAAAAGCUUCCAGAGAUUGGGGAGGACAUGAAACAAUUAAGGAAGCUUCAUUUAGAUGGGACAGCAAUAGAAGAGCUACCAACAUCAAUCAAGCAUUUGACUGGCCUUACUCUGAUCAAUCUUAGAGACUGCAAGAACCUUUUGAGUCUGCCAGACGUCAUUUGUACUAGUUUGACAUCACUUCAAAUACUCAACGUCUCAGGUUGUUCCAAUCUUAAUGAGUUACCAGAAAAUUUAGGGAGUUUAGAAUGUCUACAGGAGCUCUAUGCAAGCAGGACAGCUAUACAAGAGCUACCAACAUCAAUCAAGCAUUUGACUGACCUUACUCUGCUCAAUCUCAGAGAAUGCAAGAACCUUUUGACUCUGCCAGAUAUCAUUUGUACUAAUUUGACAUCACUUCAAAUUCUCAACCUCUCAGGAUGUUCGAAUCUUAAUGAGUUACCAGAGAACUUGGGGAGUUUAGAAUGUUUACAAGAGCUUUAUGCUAGCAGGACUGCUAUAAGCCAAGUACCUGAAAGCAUCUCUCAGCUGUCUCAGCUUGAAGAACUUGUUUUGGAUGGUUGUAGCAUGCUUCAAUCAUUGCCACGACUUCCAUUUAGUAUAAGAGCUGUAAGCGUACAGAAUUGUCCUCUCCUGCAGGGAGCACAUUCAAAUAAAAUAACAGUGUGGCCUUCAGCUGCAGGAUUUAGUUUUCUAAGUCGCCAAGGAAAUAACGACAUAGCUCAGGCGUUUUGGUUACCUGAUAAACAUCUAUUGUGGCCAUUCUAUCAAACAUUCUUUGAGGGUGCCAUUCAGCGUGGUGAAAUGUUUGAAUAUGGUUAUCGAUCAAAUGAAAUUCCAGCAUGGUUGAGCCGUCGGAGUACUGAAUCCACCAUAACAAUCCCGCUACCUCAUGAUUUAGAUGGUAAGAAUAAAUGGAUAAAACUUGCUCUAUGCUUUGUUUGUGAAGCAGCCCAGAAGGAUGAUAGUUUGGAAGAUGAACCAGAAUUUGUUGAGGAAUUGGGAUUCAAAUUGAAUCGCAAUCACCGUAUUGAACUAUGUACAACUGAAGAUCCUCAUGAACGUCUCCUUGAGCUUGAUUACCGUGAUUGCAAUUGCGCUGGACCAUUUAUACAUUGGUGCUUUAUACCACAGAGUGACCUUGCAGAAAGUUCAAAUAAACGCUUGAUCCAAGCUACAAUUACACCUGAUAGCCCAGGGACAAAGGUUAGAGGGUGUGGGGCGAGUCUCAUAUACUUGGAAGAUGUGCCCAAAUUCGUCCAGAAAUUGAAUAAACACUAUAGUUAUUGCUAUCACGGCUAUCAGAUUGAACAAGAAGAAGAUGGUAUGAGAAGUAUUCCGUCCACAAGCAGGGUUCAAACUGAACAAGAAGAAUUACAGGAACAAGAAACUACUACUUCAACCCGGAUUGCAGGUCAAUUGAGAAGAAACGUGGAGUCAUUGCUUGAAAAACUAUUUGAGGGAUUACAGCAGGGCCUUCCGAAUCUCUAUGAUUAUGGUUUUAUUUUUUGUCUACGAGAAAGAUUACUGUGGUUUAGUGAACAAAGCAGUACACCUGCAUGCACAGUAAACUUAUGUCUUCCUCCAAAUCUGCACAAUGAUGAGAAAUGGGCAGGACUUUCUCUCUACGUUGUCUAUGCUCUGCCUCCAGGUCUUCCACUUUUCCGCACUUUUUACGAGUGUCAGUUGUAUACACCUGUUGAGGCUGUGGGCCAUGAGCAACUGAUGCAUCGCCUAAUGUUAUUUUCCCCCUGGGAUGACAAUGUGGGGUCACAUCGACUCCUCAUUAUUCAUAUACCACGAGUACGCUUUCCCGAACGUCUGAAUCGCUGUCAUUUCAUUCAGGCUUUAUUUGGAUGUAGAACUCCAGGUGUGGAGGUUGAAAUGUGUGGGAUGCGUCUAGUAUACAACCAAGAUUUGAAAGGGUUAAUCCAAACAAUUACCCGUUGCACCAAUGAUCGGCCUGCUUACUACGGAACUGGUGAUUUUACCGAUACCAAGAAAUAUAAGGGAAUUAGUUUGGGAGUUACAAGUUUGCUAACGAAUCUGCUUGCAGCAGCCAAAUCCAGCGAGCACAGCUCUGUCAGCGAAGUUUGUCCUCCUUGCAUGCCAAUAGAUUUCCGUCAAGAAACUUAUUCUGCUGAGGACUCCCAACAUGAAAGAAAAACAAGACCAAUUCGUCCACCACAGGACUUUGGCAGUUCCUUUGAUCCUACCAACAACAUGAGCUCAGAUCAGAAUCAGCUCCUGGACUUUGAACGUGACUUGAAAUAUAAUUCUUGUUUCCCUCCAAAUGAGAUUGUAGAGUGGUUCAGGCAUCAAAGCAGUGGCCCCUCUGUAAAAAUCCCUCUACCAUCAAAUCUAUGUGAAGACACCAACUGGAUAGGACUAGCUUUAUGUGCAUACUUUUCAGUCCUUGACCACUCAACUACUGACCUUGACAAUUUGAAUCCUGAAAUUUCUCACAACCUUACAUGUCUAUUGGAAACUGAUGAAAGUUGUCUGGAAUCUCUCCAUGGCUAUUGCACCAACAGUCAAGAAUUCGAGUGGUUGUAUCGUAUGGGAGGAUUCAUUUGGCUGUCCUAUAUACCACGAUGCUGGUUUUCAGAUCAGUUGAAAGAACGAGGCCACCUGGAGGCUUCGAUUGGAAGCGAUCGUGGAAGCUUGGGUGUGCAUAGGUGCGGGCUUCGUCUUAUAUAUCUGGAAGAUGAGGAAGGGCUUAAGGAGACCAUAAUGCACUGCAUGACCUCCUUGUCUGAUAUUAAUCAAGGAAAAGAUAAGCAAUACCAGAACUGCGAGGUAGGAUCAUCUAGUAUAACUGGCAGCAACGUUGUACAUCCCCCUCUUGAAAGAUCAGAGAAGCCCAAUGAUAAGAAAUGGAACUUUGGUUGUCACUCGAUGUAUAAUUUUUGUUUCCCUUCAAGCAUCACUCUGGAGUGGUUUGGGGAUCAAAGCAGUGGCUCCUCGAUAAGAGUCCCACUACCACCACAUUUAUAUAGUGCCACUAAUUGGAUAGGAUUGGCUUUAUGCGCAUCCUUUUCAAUCAUGGAGAACCCAACUGCCGACCUAGACAAUUUGAAUCCAGAAAUUUCUCACCACCUAAUAUGUCACUUGGAGUCAGACAGAGGUACAAUAGAACCUCUCCAUGACUAUUGUACCACCAACGAAGAAUUCCAAUGGUUGCCUUUUGGAGGAUUCAUUUGGGUAUCUUAUAUACCACGAGUGUGGUUUUCAGAUCAGUUGAAUGAAUGUGAUGUCCUGGAGGCUUCAUUUGCAAGUGAUCACGAAGCAUUUAUUGUGCAUGAGUGUGGGCUACGUCUUGUAUAUCAGCAUGACGAGGAAGAGAUUAAGCAGACCAUAUUGCACUAUAUGACGUCGUUGUCAGAUAAGAAAGUAAAAAAUAAGCAAUGCCCCACGGGAGAAGCGGUAUCAUCUAGUAGGCCUAGCAGCUAUAUUGUGAAACCUCAUCUCAAAAGAUUAGGAAGGCCUAGUUGGGACUUUGAUCGUCACUCCAUAUAUAACUCAUGUUUCCCUUCAAGCAUAACUCUAGAGUGGUUUGGCCGUCAAAGCAAUGACUCCUCGGCAACAAUCUUGCUACCACAUAAUCUAAACUUAGACAGCAAUUGGAUAGGAUUAGCUGUAUGUGCAUACUUUUCAGUCCUGGAGCAUCCAACUGUCGACAUUGACAAUUUGGAUAUUCCAGCAAUUUCUCACCACCUUAUAUGUAAUUUGGAAUCAGAUAGAGACAGUCUAGAAUCUUUGCAUGACUACUGCACCGCAAACGAAGAAUUCCUAUGGUUGCAUUUCGGAGGAUUCGUUUGGGUAUCCUAUAUACCACGAGCAUGGUUUUCAGAUCAGUUGAAUGAGUGUGGUGUACUAGAGGCUUCAAUUGCAAGCGAUCAUGAAGCCUUUAGUGUGCAAAAGUGUGGGCUCCGUCUUGUCUAUCAGCACGACGAGGAAGAGUUUAAGCAGACCAUAUCUCGUUCUCAGAUAAGAAAGGGAAAAAUAAGCAACACCAUCACCGCCCGUUGAACAGGAUCAAUGACAAUAAGGGUAAACUAAAUACUGGGAUAACUUCUCCUCAUGUAUUUGGUUAGCAGAUUUUGCUACCUUGGGAACUCCUUCUCAAUAUAUUGAUGAAGUCAAGCACUCAUCCAGUUCUUAGUCGAAGUCCAUUACGAAAGUCAUAAUCUUUUACUGGUUGAAUGAAUUACAGAGUGGUUAGCUUUUUUUCUAUUAAAAAAAGUGGGUUGAUUAAGUAUUUGAUCAUUAUAUGCGUUUCCACAGCUUAAUUGGGUAAUUUAGGUUAGUUACUAAAUGCUGUUCUUCUUUUGAAGCAAAACCAGGGCAAAAUAAAUACGAAUUCAUACAAA